Messenger RNA from Meloidogyne enterolobii, 427 nucleotides. The record is from the annotation of a GenBank genome assembly. Lineage: Eukaryota; Metazoa; Nematoda; Chromadorea; Rhabditida; Meloidogynidae.
UUUCUAUCGAAAUUUUUUAUUUUUUUCAUUAAAUUUCUUUAGGCAAGCAAUGACAGACAGCUCAAAACAACCCAACAACAAUAACGACAAUUUAGUUCCCGACCCCUCAAUUCUCACCGAUUUGGAAGCCCAUGCCAGAUCAAUCGCCUCAAAUUUGGACAUGACUUUAAGGGAUUUGAGAGGUUCUCUUCACGGAAUGAGCGAUUUAACUAGCGAAUCUAUGCAAGUAUUUAAUAAUAUAGUUACUUCUACUUGUGAUCAAGUAGAUUCUGCAAUUCGUUCGACUUAUGCAAUGUUGGCUAAAGCUGAGGAAUUUAGUGAAUCGAUGAAUGGAAUGCAAAAUAUUUUUCAGCAAAUAAAAGAUGUUAAGCAGCUACUCAACGAUUUUGAAUUAAAAUUGACAUCAAAUAUAGGACAACAAAAAUAA